This is a messenger RNA of Gamsiella multidivaricata, 1578 nucleotides long. RefSeq lists its product as uncharacterized. Lineage: Eukaryota; Fungi; Mortierellomycota; Mortierellomycetes; Mortierellales; Mortierellaceae. The record is from RefSeq and is a predicted model, not a curated record. The transcript has a single exon. The coding region runs from base 431 to 1372 and encodes 313 amino acids.
GUUGUUGAUGGGUCCUUUCCUUUGUUGUUGUUUUUAGUUUACCAUGCCGGUAAAUGAAUACCCAUUUCUUUGGUUUGUGCUUCCCCCUAGAGCUGUAUUGCACCUGAUACUCUUCCCCCGCCCUUGACACAACCCGGACGAAGGAAGGGAUGCAGUUAAUGGAAGGGAAAGGUAGAAAACAACGGGCACUGCAGUACUGCGGUGGCAGUGACAGUGACAGUGACAGUGGCAGUGGUAGCGCAAACUAAGGACUAUUGGAUGGAGGUGGUAGGCGGUCUUUUGUUGGUUGGUCACCAGUUCCUUCCUUCCUUGUGUCCUACUCGUCUUCCAUCUCAUCCUCUGUUUUUUCUUUUAUUUUUAUCGUCAUUCUUAUUGUUAUUAUUGCUUCUCUCUAUCUUAUCAUCCGUCGUUCGUCAGCAAUCAUUGUUACAUGUCUGUCUAUGCGAUUUGCCUAUAUGUGUGUACUUGUAUGUGUGUAUGUGUGUAUGCAUGUGUGCGUGUGCGUGCGUGUGUGUGUGUGUGUUUUGAGCGUAUGAGUGUACGUUUGUUCUGCUCUUUCCCGCCCUUUGCUCCUUCGUGCCAAGACCCCUGCACCUUCCCCCCCCUCUCUCCAUCUCUCUUUCUUUCUUUCUUCUCUUUCUUUCUUUCUCUUCGUGUGUGUAUGUGUGUCCGCCCGAUUCCCCUGUCGAAAAAAAAGAAGAAAAACGCGGGUCUUGAGUUGAAUGUGAUCGGCCAUCUCUCUCUCUUGCCUUCUUGCCCUCUUGCCUUCCUCGCUUUCUUUUCCUUCUUUUCCCUCUUUCUCUCCUCUCCCUUUUACUUCUUCCUGCUUUCCUUUUUCUUCUUCUUUCUUCUCUCUCCUCCCCCUCUCUCCUUCUCCUCUUUGUUCUUUUUCGCGCCCUUUUUUUGGAUUUCUCAAUUGGGUUUCUGCUCUCCUUUACUGCUCAACUGUACCUCAUACCUUAAUACCUCCCGCCAGUGCUUAGUCUCGUCCUCACUCUCCGUCUCCGUGCCCUGUGUUCUGUUGACUGCACUCAUUCAUCUCUGCAUCCGCAUUCACCUCCACUCAUUCCCCUCGGGUGGUGAUCCCGCAUUCCCACCUGAUCCCCUUCUUCCUUCCGCCUUCUUCUCCUCCUCUGUGGUUAGACCUGGCCUAUUGUAUUUCUUUAUAUGUUUAGAAUUGCCAGGGACCCUUUUAAUCUUUUCCUCUGGUCACACACACAUACGCACAAACACACACAACCACAACAACUUGCGCGCGCUUUUCCUUUCUCUCUUUUUUCUUUCUCUCUUUACGUCUUUGCAUAAUCUACAAAUACCAUCCGCUGUCUGUUCCUGUUCCUUAUCCUUCAACCUUAUUACCCCUUGGAUCUGAUCCUAGAUGGACGACUUCUAUGACCGACUCCUGAGCUUGUCCUUCGAGCAAUCCAGUGAUGCUAUCACAAAGUGUCGCGACUUGGCUCGAGAGCAUGGUUUUACAGUCAAGCAGGAGACUAGCUCCAACAAGGUACGCAAACAAUCGCAUGCUCUUCCACAUAUUUAGUAACUGGGGUUGUUGUGCAAAAAGAGAGCACUGGAUUC